AGCUUUGUCCCUGCUGAUCACAUUUAAUCUUCGAGAUAUCGUUCAGACAACUCGAACAGCUUUUUAGCUCUUCGUCUUCUGUUCUGUCGUCGAUGUUUUAGUCAGUUGCUGUAUGGUUACUCUGUUAAACUAACGUUAGUUGGUUGUCUCACUUAAACUAGUCUUUCAGUUGCGCAGCUUCGUCAGACAUACGUGUUUUUAAUCUAAACUGCAGAGUUUAUGAUUAAGUGAGCGAGAAGGGAUUUUAAAACUAUGAUCCACUUCUUGACUGAACUCAGACUCAUCACAGCCACGUAACGUUUCUUCUCCAGCCUGGAGAUGACGGUUCCGGUGGUUCCUUGAGAGAGUCUGAUCUACCUGACCUGGGUCUGAUCUAGCUGUGUGUGGGGGUUGCUAAUGAUCAUCCAGGGGGUCGUGAUGUGUCUGGUGUGGCUUUACAUUUGAGCUGAUUAGUGGCACUUUUGGACUGGCGUGUUGGCAUCGGCAAUGAGGCCACUCGUAUCGGAAGUCCUAGAUAUUUAGCUGGAUAGACCGAGAUGAUUUUUGCAUGUUUAUUUAGGUAGAAAGCUGUCGUUUUGAUGGACUAGCUCAUCGGACUGUUGUGUUUUAGCAUACAGCGGUUUGUAGAUCAAUAGUAUUGAUCCUAACAGCUCAAAUCAUUCAUAUCCGAAUGGCUGUACGCCAGAUCGAUACCUAACAAUGUCUACGGGACGAGUUUUAAAGUCAAAACAAAGAUCUGAAGACGGAAGACGGGCGGCAGGCAUGCUGGAGGGGAUCGCCGUGUCUGUGACCAACAUGAAGCCUGACAGAGCGGGUGUGAUUACAUCAGUUCCUGUGCGGCUGGGAUCUUUAAUGACGACCACCGAGGUUCUGUGCUGGAAGCAGAACUACGAAACAGCUGAAGAGUUUUUUGAGUAUGAUGCUGAGGAAUUUCUGGUGUUCCUGACACUCCUGAUCACUGAGGGACGGACUCCGGAAUGCUCCGUAAAGGGCCGGACCGAAGGGGUUCACUGCCCACCCGCUCAGUCAGCUAUGCCUGUCCUCACCAAACACGAAUGCAGCGACAAAAUACCACAGUGUCGUCAGGCAAGGAGAACAAGAUCAGAGGUCAUGCUACUAUGGCGCAAUCACAUCCCCAUCAUGAUUGAGGUGAUGCUGCUUCCUGACUGUUGCUAUAGCGAUGAAGGCCCAACCGCUGAUGGCACGGACCUUAACGAUCCAGCAAUAAAGCAAGAUGCUCUCUUACUAGAGAGAUGGACCUUACAGCCAGUUCCGAGACAGAGUGGAGAUCGAUUCAUUGAGGAGAAAACCCUGCUUUUGGCCGUGCGUUCGUAUGUGUUUUUCUCGCAGCUCAGCGCGUGGCUCAGUGCUUCUCAUGGACUUGUACCCAGAAACAUCCUUUACAGAAUAAGUGCAGCUGAUGAGGAACUGAUAUGGAACUUCUCCCAGACGCCCUCUGAACAUGCGUUCCCCAUCCCAAAUGUGUCCCACAGUGUCGCUCUGAAAGUGCGAGUUCAAUCCUUGCCCCGCCAGCCCAAGUACCCCAUACUCAAAUGUAGCAUCCACUCAGGUUUAGCUUUCCUGGGCAAGAAAGGCCUUAAGCGAGGCGAAGAAAGCACCCAUGCUGGGGACAAACGCAGUUCCCUCCGUCUGCCAGGGUCUCCACUCCUUUCCAGGCCUCUACGCCCAUCUCCACCUCCCCACAGCCCUCUUAACUCCCGUAAAUGUCCCCCUCGCCCCGAGUCUCCACUUCCGCCAGGUAAAGCCGUCAGGUGGUUGUAUUCUCGGCUGAAUGGCGGUGUGGAUCCUGCCCCAGCAGAGGUCUACAACGCUUGCACUACUAGGGCAGAGAGCCCAAAGACAUCAAGAGUGGAGUCUCCAGUUCGUUCUUUUAAAACACUGUCUCUUACCGACCCUUUAAUGACCCCUAGCCUGAGUCCCAACUCCAUCUCAGGUGAAACCAACCCACUUAUUGGCUCCCUGCUUCAGGAGAGACAGGAAGUCAUUGCUCGCAUUGCACAGCGGCUUAAUUUCUGUGACCCUACAGCUCCCCAUCUUCCUGAUGCUCUUUUAAUGCCACAUGAACCGCAAGGACACAAAACAUCCUGGAGCUCGUCACAAGACAAGGAUUGUUUGAAGAAAUCCAAAGAGUCCUUCCUCCCUGUCCCCCCACCUUCAUCUUACAACGGAAACAGCCCAGAAAACCCAGAGAGGAGCCGGUCUUCUCUCUUUGAAACCCCCUUGAGCCCCAGAAGCAGAACCCAGCUAGACCGAGUGGACAGCGAACCAAAAACCUCCCCGAAAUUGUCGGCCUGCAGGCGUUUGGUUCUUAGUGACCAGUCUGCUGAAGGUUCCCUGAUCGCAGAUGCAGUUCAGGACAUCUCGAGAUUGAUUCAGGAGCGACUGCAACAUUCCUACACUCUCCUGAAUGCCACCUAUAAGUUUAAGACCUCUCAAACCGAACAGAUAGGCGCAAACCAUGGCGCCCAAACCAAUGGCUUUGUGUCACCACCAAGCCAUAAGAAGUCCUCGGACCUAACCAAUGGUGCGGCAAGUGCAGAGCCACGUAUUUCUCAAGCAACAAAAUGCUGCAAAUCUUCUGACUCUAGACAAAGCCAGCAAGACUGUUUCAAUAGACCGCAAAAUGUGGCCAGCUCAAAACUUGAAGACCACAGCGUCAAAAAAUCACAUCCGUUAACGACAAAUAAUCACCAACAGAAUGCCAAAAAAGACUCCAGUACUUCUUUAAAAAACAACUUUAGCCACAAGAGGUCUCCUCAGGAGAACGGGCUGACUCUGACUGGAUACCUUGAGCCCUUCAAGACUAAGAGAGGGCCAGAGAAGCAUGUCCAGGAUAGGUCCACCUGUUUGGAGAAGGAUGAGAACCAAGAACCCAGGGUGUCCUCUUCUUGCACACCAGCCAACCUUACCCACAACACCCCGAGUCCUGUCACUACCCAAAACAUCCAUACGCGAUGUCCCCCCUCUCCUCCAAAGCCAUGCGGUAAUUGGAAAAAGCAGAAUCGCCACUCCAUAGACGGCACCGCAACGAAAGCCUUUCACCCCUGUACAGGCCUACCUCUCCUCUCCAGCCCUGUUCCUCAACGAAAAAGUCAGACAGGAUAUUUUGAUUUAGAUACGUCUCUCGUUAAUUGCAAAGGUGUGCCGUGGGCUGCCAAUAAGAGGGUUUUGAAAAGAUCACAAGACUGUGAUGAGUCUCAGCAGCAGAUCCUCAGUGCCAGCGCUCCACCCGCCAACCUCAGCCUUUUAGGAAACUUUGAGGAAUGUGUUCUCAACUAUCGUUUGGAGCCGUUGGGUACUGUCGAGGGAUUCACAGCUGAAGUGGGCGCCAGUGGAACCUUCUGCCCCAGUCACAUGACUUUACCUGUGGACGUGUUAUUUUACAGCGUCUCUGAUGAUAAUGCACCUUCACCCUACAUGGGUGUCAUAAACUUGGAGACUCUCGGUAAGAGGGGAUAUCGAGUACCUCCUUCAGGAACCAUUCAAGUGACCUUAUUCAAUCCCAAUAAGACAGUGGUGAAGAUGUUUGUGGUAAUGUACGAUCUGAGGGAAAUGCCCGCCGGCCAUCAGACAUUCCUGCGCCAGAGAACCUUCUCGGUCCCAGUCAAACGCGAGGUCAACGGACAGAGCAACAAAAAGCCUCUCGGCCAAGGACGAACCCUCCGCUACCUCGUCCACCUAAGGUUCCAGAGCUCCAAAUCUGGAAAGAUCUACCUCCAUCGGGACAUCCGGCUCCUUUUCUCCCGUAAAUCCAUGGAAGUUGACAGUGGUGCUGCCUACGAGCUCAAGUCUUUCACCGAAUCACCUGCCGACCCCCCUUUCUCUCCCAGAUGUUAAUCUAAUCUAGUCUUUCCUGAUCUUAAUCCAGCAUACGGGCCUUAAUAAAUCAAAAUCUUUCAUUUGCUUCUACUGGAAUUAAAAAUAGAGAAGCCCACUAACUCGCACAUGCACAGAGCUAUUAACACGAAUGACCCUUUCCUCAAAAAACACGUCGAAUCAUAAGUGUAAAUGUUAUUAGGUUUAAAAUCACAGAUGAUUGACAAUAUUUUUUUAGUUUCAGGCUGAUUUCUAGACAUUCAGCACGGUCUGAGAAAACACGAUAAAGGGUACCUACAUCCACGGACCAUUUUAUAAACAAAUAAUAAGCUGGAAGGGUGUUUAUAAAGAGCACUGUGUUUUUCCACCUCAACUGGAAUGAACUGACUUUUUUGUUCAUUGAUUUCUUUCUUUGUACUGUUACCAAACCACUUUAAUCGGAAGUGUUGCAAUAGAAAUACAAAUAUAUAUAUAUCUUACUAGCUUAGUGUUUACAUAUUUACUUUGUCAUCAGUUAUUUAAUAUUUAAACUGAAUUUUCAUUUACUGCACAUGUGAUGCCUGUUGUGCAAACCAUUAUGAUGUAGUGAAAAGUAAGAUUCAAUCAUACCAUGUAUUUUUGUCUUUCAAAUUCAGAUCUUAAAUAAAAGAAUUAUAUAUUAUAUCUAUAAAA
This is a messenger RNA of Misgurnus anguillicaudatus (oriental weatherfish), 4509 nucleotides long. RefSeq names its product atos homolog A (gene atosa). The record is from RefSeq and is a predicted model, not a curated record. Lineage: Eukaryota; Metazoa; Chordata; Actinopteri; Cypriniformes; Cobitidae.